This is a messenger RNA of Aquila chrysaetos chrysaetos, 1043 nucleotides long. RefSeq names its product scale keratin-like. The record is from RefSeq and is a predicted model, not a curated record. The transcript is spliced from 2 exons. Gene Ontology annotation, molecular function: structural constituent of cytoskeleton. Gene Ontology annotation, cellular component: intermediate filament. NCBI's taxonomy places the organism in Eukaryota, Metazoa, Chordata, Aves, Accipitriformes, Accipitridae. The coding region runs from base 214 to 609 and encodes 131 amino acids.
ACUGCAAGCGAAAACAGUUUCAUCACUUUGGGAAGUUCUAUGUGCUUCAAAUUUGGGCUGGUUGGUGAUUAUGAUUUCAUGUGUACAGUGUGCCUCAGAUCCCCCCCAGGCAAUCUGAAGCACUGUAUAAAAGGAGCAGGUGCAUAGACCUAUUCCAUCUCCCUCUCCUGUGUACUCUCCUCUACAUCAGGAUCACCUUCAUCCAAGACAGAAAUGUCUUGCUACGACCUGUGCCCCACCACCAGCAGCAUCACCUGCCCCCAGCCCAUUGCUAACAGCUGCAAUGAGCCAUGUGUCCGGCAGUGCCCCAACUCAACGGCCUUCAUCCAGCCGCCCCCCGUCGUCGUCACCUUCCCCGGCCCCAUCCUCAGCUCCUUCCCCCAGCAAGCCAUGGUGGGCUCCUCCGGAGCACCCGCCUUUGGGGGCAACCUGGGGCUGGGGGGCCUCUACAGCUCCAGGAGCCUCUACGGUUAUGGGGGCUCUCUGGGAUAUGGUGCCCAAUGUGGAUAUGGGAGUUCAGCCCUCUCCACACUCAGCAGCAGCUACUGCAGCCCAUACUCAUCCCGCCAGUACAGCCGGUUCCUCCGCAGCAGCUGUGGGCCCUGCUAAAGGCAGCAGAGAAGCUCUCAGAAGAGCCACACACACAUGAAGGCCCAAAUGCAGAGCAAUGAGGAUGGGGGUUCAGUGUUCCUGCAGCCCUGCAAUGGAGCUACUGCCACUUAACAUUUCUGAUCUUUCUUCUACUUUUUGUUUACCCUUCAGUUUCUCAUUUGUUGUUUGCUAUUGUUGCCUGUUCCAGCUUUCCCAUUUUUUUUAACCAUCAUGGAGCAGCGUAUUCCAUAUGGACAUUACUCAUAAUGACAAGUAUCUUCAUCAGUAGUUGCACAACAGACAGAAGAAAGCCAGCUGAGGACAGCAAUAUCUCAGAGCAGGACAUUUGUUGAACAUUUUGUGAAAUUGUCUGGAAACAGAUUUUUCAUAUUCUGUGAUAUCUCGCUUUGCAAACAUAGGCAUUUCUUGCUCAUUAAAAUUUUGUUGCAUCA